CAUUGAUUGGUAGUGUGUGUGUGUGUGUUUGACCACCAUGGAUGACGCUACGCUCCGUGUGUGUGUGUGUGUCCUUGACAGGCAGGAUAUAAACGAGCCGCUCCAAGCUUCAGAGGACAAGAGCGACCAAGAAGAAGAAGAAGAAGAAGUCUUCACCUCCCAGAAUCCACCAGCAAUAAUAAUAAUAAGAAGAAACAUCAAACUGGAUCAUGUGUCCUGCGUGGCUAUUGGUGGCCGUGGUGGUUGUGGGCGGAGCCAGAGGAGCGGCCAGCCAAUGCUGGGAGAGUCUGAGCUGCCAGGAGCUGAACAGCGAGAGCAGCAUGAUGGACUGUAUCCACGCCUGUCGCUCCGACCUGACGGCCGAGACGCCCCUGGUCCCAGGCGACGCCCACCUGUCGCCGCCCCCUGAUCCCACCGCCCCGCAGGCCAAACGCUCCUACUCCAUGGAGCAUUUCCGCUGGGGGAAGCCGGUCGGCCGCAAACGCCGCCCAGUCAAGGUUUACACGUCCAACGGCGUGCAGGAGGAGUCGGCCGAGGCGUUCCCCGCCGAGAUGAGGAGGCGCAGCGAAGAAGAGGAGGAGGAGGAGGAGGAGCAGCUGCUGCAGGAGAAGAAGGACGGAUCCUACAAGAUGAAGCACUUCCGCUGGAGCGGGCCGCCGGCGGGGAAACGCUACGGAGGAUUCAUGAAGAGCUGGGAGGAAGGGCGGCAGAAACCGCUGGUCACACUGCUGAAGAACAUCAUCAACAAGGAGGAGCAGAUGUAGCCAAUCAGACGCUGCGACACGCCGGGGGUGAGCCAAUCAGACGCUGCGAGGGAUUUCAUAUUCAUGCCUCCGUGUAAAUAACUGUAUUUAUUAUAUGGGUUAUUUGCAAGCAAAA
Gambusia affinis (western mosquitofish) is the source of this 879-nucleotide messenger RNA. RefSeq names its product proopiomelanocortin a (gene pomca). Lineage: Eukaryota; Metazoa; Chordata; Actinopteri; Cyprinodontiformes; Poeciliidae. Gene Ontology annotation, molecular function: neuropeptide hormone activity. Gene Ontology annotation, biological process: neuropeptide signaling pathway. The record is from RefSeq and is a predicted model, not a curated record. Bases 210 to 764 code for a protein of 184 amino acids. Gene Ontology annotation, cellular component: extracellular region. The transcript has 3 exons.